Messenger RNA from Vicugna pacos (alpaca), 4787 nucleotides. The record is from RefSeq and is a predicted model, not a curated record. NCBI's taxonomy places the organism in Eukaryota, Metazoa, Chordata, Mammalia, Artiodactyla, Camelidae.
AUGAAUCAUAGAACACCACCCUACCCUGCUGGGGACUAUUGUCUUCUGUGCAGAAGCGAACGGAAAGACUCUGCCUUCUCGGAGAGUGGGCUCAAGGCUGCGAGCAAAUUGGCCCUUUCCAUGGCUCCCAAGGGCAACAGCGUGCUGCACCUGCCGCUGUGGGUGUGCCCGGACUGCCGGCGGACUGUGGAGAGGGAGGAGCGGCACGGCAGCCUGGACCAGCCAGCGCAGGGCCAAGACUUCCUUCUGCACUCCCCCCUGGGUUCACAGCCGGAGGCCGGCGGUGGCGGUGGGAGGCUGGCCCUGGGCGCUCAGCCGCUGUCCCCGGCCGGGCUGGGCGCGGGCCCGUCAGAUGCGGCAUGUGCCUGUGAGGCCUGCAGCGAGCGCAGGGACAUUUCGGCGGAGACGGAGCGGGAGCCUCAGCAGCUGCAGAACUGCUGGUCAGAAGUGCGCUACAUGGUCCGCUGCAUUUACCGCCAGGCGGGGACCCCGCUGGCAGAUGACCAGGACCAGUCUCUGGUGCCCGACAAGGAGGGGGUGAAGGAGCUCGUGGAUAGGCUCUGUGAGAGGGACCCCUACCAGCUGUACCAGCGGCUGGAACAGCAGGCCCGAGAGUACGUGCUGGAGAUGAAGGUCCGGCUCCUCCGGCAGCUGUCUGCUGCAUCCAAAGUGAAGUCGCCAUCCGCCCUGCAGGGCCCCCCGCAGGCGCACCAGUUCAUCUCCCUUCUCCUUGAGGAGUAUGGCGCCCUGUGCCAGGCGGCCCGCACCAUCAGCACCUUCCUCGGCACCCUGGAAAACGAGCACCUGCAGAAGUUCCGGGUGACGUGGGAACUGCAUAAUAAACACCUCUUUGAAGACCUGGUCUUCUCGGAGCCGCUUCUCCAGAGCAGCUUGCCAGCACUGGUGUCGCAGAUCAGGCUGGGAACCACGACCCACGACACCUGCAGCGAGGACGCGUACAGCACCUUGCUGCAGCGCUACCAGCACUCUGAGGAGGAGCUGCGCGGCGUGGCCGAGGAGUGGCUGGAGUGCCAGAAGAGGAUCGACGCCUACGUGGACGAGCAGAUGACACUGAAAACCAAACAGCGCGUGCUAACGGAAGACUGGGAGCUUUUUAAACAGAGGCGAUUCGUGGAAGAUCAGUUAGCAAACAAAAAAGCCGCCCCUGGUGAGAACAGCUUCACGGACACUGUGAGGCACGUGCUGUCGUCGCGGCUGAGCAUGCCCGACUGCCCCAACUGCAGCUACAGGAGGAGGUGUGCUUGUGAUGACUGCAGCCUGUCACACAUCCUCACUUGUGGCAUCGUGGAUCCCCCCGUCCCUGGCGACAUCCACAUUCACCAGCUGCCACUCCAGGUGGACUCUGCCCCCGACCGUCUCUCUGAGAUGCGCCCGCCGAGCGCGUCGUCGGCAAGCUCAGGGUCAGGCUCCAGCUCUCCGCUUGCAGCCCAGCAGCACCCCAGACUUAUCCUCACAGACAACGGCUCGGCACCGACUUUUUGUAGUGACGAUGAAGAUGUCGCCCCGUUGUCCGCUAAGUUUGCUGACAUCUAUCCGUUGAGUAACUAUGACGACACGGAGGUGGUGGCCAACAUGAAUGGAAUCCACAGCGAACUGAACGGUGGCGGGGAAAACCUGGCGCUGAAAGAGGAGUCCCCUCAGGUAAGCAGUACCAGCAGUAGCUCUUCAGAAGCUGACGAUGAAGAGGCGGCCGGCGAGAGCAGUGGGGAGCCACCAGGAGCCCCGAAGGAGGACACGGCCCCAGGAAACGGGAGCCCCGGGAAAGAGGAAAGUAAAGUGGACAGUCCACCCCCAUCUUACCCUGCCCAGCAGGCUGAACCAGCUCCAAACACUUGUGAAUGUCACGUUUGUAAACAAGAAGCGUCUGGAUUGACGGCAUCAGCCAUGACUGCGGGGGCCCUCCCUCCUGGCCACCAGUUCCUGAGCCCCGAGAAGCCCACACACCCUGCUCUGCAUCUUUACCCGCACAUCCACGGACACGUGCCCUUGCACGCCGUCCCACACCUGCCACGCCCUCUUAUUCACCCCACCUUGUACACGGCACCCCCCUUCACACACAGUAAGGCUUUACCGCCAGCACCUGUUCAGAAUCACACAAAUAAGCAUCAGGUAUUCAGUGCAUCUCUUCAAGACCAUAUUUACCCGAGCUGUUUUGGGAGUGCUCCAGAGUGGAAUAGUUCUAAAUUUAUAAGUCUCUGGGGAUCAGAAGUGAUGAAUGAUAAGAACUGGAACCCUGGCGCGUUCUUGCCAGAUACAGUUUCUGGGAGUGAUAUAUUAGGGCCAGCACUCUCAGAAACAAGACCUGAAGCCCUUCCGCCUCCAUCUAGUGGUGAAACACCUGCAGUUUCGGAGAGUAAGGAGAAAAAAAAUGCUGCAAAAAAGAAGUGUUUGUACAAUUUCCAAGAUGCUUUUAUGGAAGCGAACAAAGUUGUGAUGGCCACCUCGUCAGCCACCUCCUCCGUGUCCUGCACGGCCACCACGGUGCAGUCCAGCAACAGCCAGUUCAAGGUGUCAUCCAAGAGACCGCCUUCCCUAGGUGAGGUCUUCCAUGGCAUCAACAAGGAGGACCACAGGCACGGGGUGCCAGCCGCCCCCAGGAACAGCCCCACCGGUUUGGCACCGCUGCCCGCUCUCGCCCCCGCCGCCCUCCCGCCAGCCUCCACGCCUCACCUUGCAAAUCUUGCAGCCCCAUCCUUCCCCAAAACUGCCACCACCUCUCCCGGGUUUGUGGAUUCGCGCAAGACCUUCUGCCCUGCUCCCGUGGCACCCCCGCCCCCCACCACAGACAGCUCCAUGAGCGCACCUCCCAGCGUCUGCAGUGACCCCGACUGCGAGGGGCACCGCUGCGAGAACGGUGUCUACGACCCGCAGCAGGACGACGGGGACGAGAGCGCGGACGAGGACAGCUGCUCCGAGCACAGCUCCAGCACCUCGACCUCCACCAACCAGAAGGAGGGCAAGUACUGCGACUGCUGCUACUGUGAGUUCUUCGGGCACGGCGGGCCUCCAGCUGCACCAACCAGUAGAAAUUAUGCAGAAAUGAGGGAGAAGCUUCGUUUACGGCUGACCAAGAGGAAGGAAGAGCAACCCAAAAAAGCGGACCAGCUCUCGGACAGGGAGAGCGUGGUCGACCACCGGCGCGUGGAGGACCUGCUGCGGUUCAUCAACAGCUCGGAGCCCAAGCCAGCCAGCAGCAGCCGGGCGGCCAAGCGCGCGCGGCACAAGCAGAGGAAGCUGGAGGAGAAGGCGCGCCUUGAGGCAGAGGCCCGGGCCCGGGAGCACCUGCACCUGCGGGAGGAGCGGCGGCGGCGGGAGGAGGAGGAGGAGCGGCUCCAGGAGGAGUUUCAGCGGCUCCAGGAGCUUCAGAAGCUGAGAGCCGCGAAGAAGAAGAAGAAGGAGAGGCCGAGUAAGGACUGCCCCAAGCUGGACAUGCUUGCUGGAGGUCUCCAGGCCGCCGCGGAGCCCGUGCCCUCCUCUGAGAGCAUCCUCAACGGCUCCCUGGAGCCGACCGAAGACCCAGAGACCUCAUCCCACUCCCCCUCCAGACACGCGGACCACACAGAGCCCAGGCCAGGGCCGGGGGCCGGCGGGGACACCAGCGACCCCGCCGACGCCAGGGACUCCAAGCUCCUCCUCCCGAAGGAGGCCAGCGGGAAGCGGCAGGAGCCUCUGUCCUUCCUGCUCGACGUGAUGCAUCAACACAGAGAGGGGCCCGGCAGACAGAAGCUGAAGCAGGCCAGCAAGGCCCCCGGCGAGCCGGCCAGGAAGGCCCUGGAGCCCCCCAGGGCCUUGGAGCCCCCGCCCAGGCCCCGGCCCCAGGCCGAGUCCAGGGCUAAAGUGCUGGACCUGGCCCCCCUGGCGGAGCAGAAGAGGGAGGAGAGGAAAGCCAACAGCAACAACAACAACAGGAAGCAGCUGAACCACGUCAGGGAGGGGAAGUCCAGCCCCAGCCCCGCCGAGCCCGCCGCCCCCGCCGAGCACUCGCCGGGCAGCAAGCCGGUGCCCGCAGACUCCCCGCAGCCCAAGGGCAAGAGCAAGAAGAACAAGAAGAAGAAGGGAGACAGAGCCAGCAGCUCAAUCGAUGAUGUCUUUCUGCCUAAAGACAUCGACCUGGACAGCGUGGAUAUGGAUGAGACGGAGCGGGAGGUGGAGUAUUUCAAAAGGAAGCUGGUGCGAGGCUUGCUCCGGGUCAGCCCGGAGCACUUCCCAGAGCGGCUGGGAGCAGGGCGCGGACGAGGACCCCGGGCAUCCAGCUGCUGUGAAGAGCAAGGGGUCCGGGCACAUGCAGCAGCGGACACCGCUGGGAGGCUGUCGCCAGAGUUGAGGGGAGACGGUAGACACAGAGGUUUAAUUCCUGCUACCCAAGGUAGUGCUUGAAGGGUGAGAACUUGAGGAAUUGUGCAAAGGAAAGACAAUGUUCUUCGCUUCAUCUGACACAGAAAUUGGCCUCCACUGCCUGGGAAGCACGCUCAGCACGUUUGCUCCGGAGCCGGGCGGGGGGCAUGUGGCUGCUUCUCGCCCUGAAAGUGCUUGUUUCAAGUCACCUCACCGGUGACCCUGAGGACAGACGAGGGGAGGCCGGGGUCUCCGGGGCCCGGGGGGUAGGGUGGUGGCCGCCGGCAGAGCCCAGCUUCGACCCCAGCUUCCAAUUCUCAGAUGGGCUCGUGGGAAGCUUCCUUCAGCCCUUCCCUGAAGCUCAGGGUGACUGACGGGCACAAAGCCCCAGAGGAUGUCCAGGGUGCCGGCCGGGGCCCGUCCCCGCCCUG